AAGCAGCCGCCGCCGCUCCCGGACCCUGCGCGAAGCACCUGCUGCCGCCGCCGCCUCCUUCAUCCCUUCCGGGGCAAGGCCGGGGCCAGAUUCCCAACAUCCUUAAAUAGACCUCUUUGGAGCUUCUUCAGCCAGUUCAAUGGCGUCCUCUACUACUGUGCCUCUAGGAUUUCACUAUGAAACAAAGUAUGUCGUUCUCAGCUACUUGGGACUUCUCUCUCAGGAGAAACAAGAAGGUCCCUCACCCCAAGGAGUUCAACUAGAUGUCGUUCCACAGUCUCUGGACCCAGAAGUUUUAUUAAAAGUUAAAUCUGAGAUUGAAGAAGAACUGAAAUCCUUGGAGAAAGAAGUCUCUGAAGCCUUUACCAGCACAGGCUUUGACUGUCACACCUCACCAGUGUUUAGCCCUGCUAACCCUGAGAGCUCAAUAGAAGACUGCUUGGCCCAUCUUGGCGAAAGAGUGUCCCAGGAUCUGAAAGAGCCUUUGCAUAAAGCGUUGCAAGUGAUCCUCAGCCAGCCAGUGACAUAUCAGGCAUAUCGUGAAUGUACAGUGGAGACUGCCGUUCAUGCCAGCGGAUGGAAUAAGCAUUUCAUUUUAGCCCAAGCUAACCUCAGGAAAACUAUGUGGCCAGGGAUGAGCUUGACCGUCUAAGCUUCCCGUUAUUAACAUGUAAUCUUCCGGGUUUACAAGCUUGAACCACCACCACCUAGUUUUAUGUGUUGCUUCAUGGUUGCUAAGCAAGUACUCUACCAACUGAGCUACAUCCUUAGUCCACUUAGAGUAACUCUUGAUGCUUCUUGUACAGGAA
This is a messenger RNA of Peromyscus leucopus (white-footed mouse), 809 nucleotides long. Its product is annotated as bcl-2-like protein 13. The coding region runs from base 140 to 652 and encodes 170 amino acids. Gene Ontology annotation, cellular component: mitochondrion. The transcript is spliced from 6 exons. Gene Ontology annotation, biological process: apoptotic process; regulation of apoptotic process. NCBI's taxonomy places the organism in Eukaryota, Metazoa, Chordata, Mammalia, Rodentia, Cricetidae. The record is from RefSeq and is a predicted model, not a curated record.